Molecule: messenger RNA, 4465 nt
Organism: Entelurus aequoreus (snake pipefish)
Lineage: Eukaryota; Metazoa; Chordata; Actinopteri; Syngnathiformes; Syngnathidae
Gene: zfyve21
Product: zinc finger, FYVE domain containing 21
Exons: 8
Coding region: 76-792 (238 amino acids)
Molecular function (GO): metal ion binding
Source: RefSeq, a predicted model, not a curated record
GAGGGCGUGUCCGGUCCGCCUUUUUACACGGGAGUGUCCAAAGAAGAAGGCAACACAGCGACGACGAGCUAAAAAAUGUCGUCGGUGCCUGACGGGAAGAAGCUUGUCCGGAGCCCGAGUGGACUUCGCAUGAUGCCGGAGAACGGCGCCUUCAACAGCCCUUUCUCCCUGGACGAGCCGCAGUGGGUUCCUGACAAAGACUGUCCCAGAUGUAUGCAGUGCGACACCAAGUUCGACUUCAUCCGAAGAAAGCAUCACUGUCGACGCUGCGGCCGAUGCUUCUGCGACAAGUGCUGCAGCAAGAAGGCGGCGCUGCCCCGCAUGUCCUUUGUGGACCCGGUGAGGCAAUGUGGCGACUGCAGCCUGCUCUCGCAGAAGGAGGGCGACUUCUACGACAAGCAGCUCAAAGUGCUCCUGGCAGGAAGCAUCUUUCUCGUCACUUUGGGAGUGUCAAACAAGUCUGAAACCAUGACGUGCCGCCUGGCCAACAACCACAGGUACAUGUUCCUGGACGGUGAAAGCCACUUUGAGGUGGAGUUGUCUCGCAUCUCCAGCAUGCAGAUUCAGACUGACGGGACGAGUCCAGGAGAAAAUGACCUGCUGGAUAAUCAGUGUGCCUACGAAGGAUGUGCGUCACGGGCCAGCGGCAUGCUGGUGCACUACAAGCCCAUGGGCUCCCAGGACACUCAGCAGCUGCACUUAGAGGCGGCCGAUGACAAGAAGGCGGCGGCGCUCUGGCUGGCCGCCAUGCACAAGGGCGCCAAGCUGCUGUACGAAGCCAAGGACCAGUGAGAAGACGUCCAGUCAGAACCAGCACACACACACACCAGACCUAGCCUUCUCUGUCCCGCCGUCGUGAUCAGGAUGUGAUCCACAUCUCACCUGGGAAAACCUCUCACAGCCAAACGUACCUAAUCUCUCUACUCUGAACCAAGACCAGCAGGCUGUAAAAAACCUCAGCAAGUCCUUCUCGUUUACACGAAAACCUUUUCUUUCAUAAAGAAAAAGGGCAGAAAGCUGCUCUCCUUUGCACAAAGUAUUCACUCGGAUUCCAUCUUCCACAUGGAGCUUCUUCCAGAACAAGGUCCGAGUUUCUUCCACUUGGGAAAAAAUGGCACACUUCAUUAUUUUGGUUCAUUAGACCUGCCAAAAAGUUCAAUAACAAACAUCUCAGCUGUGCGUUGGGAUGAUAGCUUCUUCUUCUCAUCGUAUAUUUUCACAGAUUUAGUCCGGUUCGAAUCGUUUCUCAACAUCUGAUGCACACCUUCUAUUUUCGGAAUAAGAUGCAAGCCCAGGAGCUACAAAAAGCCAGUUUGGACACGCCUGUUCAACUAAAUUGUUGUCACUUUUAUCCUUAUUUUGUAUAUUCCGGAGGAAACCAACCGUAGACAUUUGAUUUUGGUCUAUUUUGGUUUAAGUAUUUUGAGUUCCACAAGUUUUUAAAAAGCUAGUCAAAGAUUAUCUCUAUGACAGUGCUCUAGUGUUUUUAGGAAUCUUCUGCAAAAAUGUGAGUUUCUCACAAGUUUUUUGAGCUAAACAAGCGGGAAUUGCUCAAAUGAUUAAAAAACAAAAAGAGAGGACCUAAAAUGGAGCCCUGAGGAACACCACUAGUGUAACUAAAGACGUUAAACAAAUGAUUACGGACUCUAUAUGAAGUAAACAAGCUACAGCAACACCUCAGUUACACAAAUCGCAUUACGAAAACCAUUUAUAACUGCCAAAAAUGAGAGGACUUAAAGGGGUGCCUUGAGGAACGCCUCAGGUAUAUAUAUCAAAGCUUCGGACCCCGGUGUUCUAUGUUUGCGAGCGGGGUUAAAAUGUCUGCCAAUGUGUUUACAGUGGUCCAAGUUUCUCUAUAAGACAGGAGCACUCUAGGAAUUGCAUGCAAAAAAUGUUUCGAACUGAACUCGAGGGUGUAAUUCUCGUGUAGGAUUAGCCAUGUUCUAGAGUGUUCUACAUCUUCUCGUGUACUCUGCCAGCAAAGUGCUGGCAGAGUACACCUUUCCACUACAGAGGGGACCACUCCGAUAUUAACACUGAAUUUGGCCCUAGUGUAUGAAUGUGAGUGUGAAUGUUGUCUGUCUAUCUGUGUUGGCCCUGUGGUGAGGUGGCGACUUGUCCAGGGUGUACCCCGCCUUCUGCCCGAAUGCAGCUGAGAUAGGCUCCAGCACCCCCCCGCGAACCCAAAAGGGACACGCGGUAGAAAAUGGAUGGAUGGAUAGUCUGGAUAUUAAUCGUAUUCAAUAAUUAUAUCUAACUUACUUACAGUUUACCACCUUGUCAAAGGAUAUGGAACCAAGUGCUAAUCACAAAGAUUAUAAUCAAGGCUUAGGUCAGACUGAUUACAGAAAUACUCUCUUAAAAAAUAAAAAAAAAUAAAUGUAUACACAAUUACAGUGCUAAAAAAAAAAAUCAAUUUGAACUAAAUAAUCAUAAUAAUAUGUUUCCUAAGUAAACUUCCAAUAAAUUUAAAUUGCAAAUUAAAAUACAGCUUCACCACUUAUGUCAUAUUUUUUGCGCUGAAGAAACUUCUCUAUGACUUUAGCUCCAGACUUCUUCUGCUUGUUUGAUACUGUCAUUACUGCCACAAGUGGUGGAAAAGUGUAUUACAGCAGAGUACCGCUGCGACGCUUACGGACCACAGCUGAGAAACAGAUAUUUUUUUAGCCUUAUGGUUAAGAAACACUGGCCUUGAGGGCCCUACUGUUUCAAGAGUUAUAUUCGGCCCUUUUCCUGGUCUGACCAUGUAAGCCCCGCCCCACUGAAGUGUUGGGCAGGGCGUAUGAUUCCGACUAAUACACAGGACGACUUUUUCCACCUCAAAGAAAAACUCUAAAACUCUUCCAAGUCAAACUGUCGACACCUCUAGAUGUCACUUACUAGUUCCACGGCAUACCUUUUUAAACCAUUUCCUCUGAAACAUCUUUUAUGGAUGUGUGACUGUUUAUUGUAACUGUGACAAAUUGUUACAUUCACUUGUCGAAUCUGUUCUUGUAUGUUUUGGACUUCACCUUUUAAGUCAGCUUGGAUCCAUCUGUCCCAGUCCAUGAACAACACUAGCCCUCAACACGUGAAGUACUCACAUGGAAGUUUUAUGAAAGAUACCUUGUUGGAUCCUCCUACUUCACCAGAAGCCAAAUUCUUGCUUUCAUACUUUGUCAAAUUGUUGUCUCCACCAUCUAGAACUAUUCUGGAACAAAAACCAACCGGCAGCAGCUAUUGACCAUUGACAGCAUAUCUUCGAGACGCUGAGAAAAAUAAACUUUGGGCAAUGAAGCGACCAGAACAAGGCUGGAGCACCUACGACCCAACUAGCUACAGAGAUGGGUCUUAAGCCAACGGUAACGCAACAGGCGGAGGAUGUAUCAUCCACGAUCCACCGUUCUCUCGCCGUACCAACCGGCAGAUGGUGCUCCUCCUUCCAAGCGGAAAUGAAAGCGAUCAAAGUUACAAGCUGUCUAAGGAAGAAGAAGCCAGAAUAGUUAGUGACAACCAAUCGUCACUGCUGAGUAUCCAGAACACCUAACCCUCCAAACCCCUCCCCAUAAUCAUCCAAAUCUUUUCUGACCUCAUCACUUGGUGUCCAAGCCACUGUGGUUUACCGGUAAUCAACCUGCCGACCGUCAAACUAGAGGGGGAGCCAAAUCUGACCAAUCUGAAGUCUACUGCCACUACGAUUCAGCCAAGGUGGCGAUCCGACGGGCGAUUAGGGGCAGUCCAUAGGGGUGAGAAACUUGAACCGCCUGGCGGGGGGGAGUCAUUCCAGAAGUGGGCACCACCUUGGAAUAGAAUACUGGCUCGCUAAGAUCAACCGGGCCGUGGACACGAUUUGCCGGAAAUGGGGCCUUGGUAAGGAGACUCCACAGCACGUCGUCUACGAUUGCCCGCUCAUCCACCCCCAGAUCUGCUCGCUACUGAUCCUCUUCGCGCUUUGUCUACAUGGGAGACGUGGAAGUUAACGCCCGGUCUACCUGAAGUUUCCCCAACCUGGUCCUCGGGACCAACAAUAGAAGUUGCAGCUUUGAGUCCCACAGCAGGACGGAGUGCCUGGUGGGAUACCCAGCGGUUGUCUACCACCAUGCGUGUAUGGCCGUAUCAUUCUUAAUAACAAUAAUCAUACUUUAAUACAUUCCUGCAAAGAGUCUUCUGAGAAAAUGCACAUAGUUGAACCCAUCGGAUGAAGGAUCUGAAUCCGCGCUGGAAAAACUCAAGUGAAGAUCAAACAACUUUUCCCACAACAAUAUCAACAAUGGUAAGAAUUAUGACUCCUCGUCAGCAUAACCAGUACCAGUAUUGUUCAUCACUGCAGUCUGCUUGGUCAGCAGAGGUUUAUUUUUGUACGCUAAUCACCUAAGAGUUUGUUACCAAGCAGAAGAAUGAAGUGGAAAAAUGUCUCACUGGCUUGUAUUAAUGAAGGAGAAUAAAGUACAAGUCUUUCUACUUUUAAAGGCUUGGAUGGACGUGA